Populus trichocarpa (black cottonwood) is the source of this 1227-nucleotide messenger RNA. RefSeq lists its product as uncharacterized. NCBI's taxonomy places the organism in Eukaryota, Viridiplantae, Streptophyta, Magnoliopsida, Malpighiales, Salicaceae. The coding region runs from base 135 to 1079 and encodes 314 amino acids. The transcript has 4 exons. The record is from RefSeq and is a predicted model, not a curated record.
AUACACCUGCAAUGCAGUAUAUAUAACCACAAGGGUCCCUCACGAAGAAAAGUAUCACCCAACAUACCAUAAAUUCCUCCACCUUCCCUUCUGUGUACACAGAAACCUAGACAAAUUAGGAAGAUCAGAGAAAGAUGAGCAGUAUAGCCAUUUACACGUCCUUCUUGCGUGCCAUAUUAGGGCUAGUCGGAGUGAGACCCCAGUCAGUGGAGAUUGAGCCAGGAACAAUCGUGCACAUAUGGGCUCCAAGUGAAACUGCAAAGAAGACUACCAACAACCUCAAACAAGCCGAGAACAAACCGAGCAAACCUGCUGUGGUGUUUCUUCAUGGUUUUGGAUUUAAUGGCAUUCUAAGUUGGCAAUUUCAGGUGCUAGCCUUGGCUAAAGAGUACUCAGUUUACGUGCCAGAUUUCCUCUUCUUUGGAGGCUCGAUCACCGAUAGAACUGAGCGGUCACCAGCUUUUCAAGCAGAAUGCAUGGCUAAGUGUCUAAGGAAGCUCGGUGUAGAGAAGUGUACCUUGGUUGGAUUGAGCUAUGGAGGGAUGGUGGGGUUCAAGAUGGCUGAGAUGUUCCCUGACUUGGUCGAUUCCUUCGUUGUGAGCUGCUCUGUUAUGGCCUUGACAGAGUCCAUUAGUCGUGCUAGCCUUGAGAGAAUUGGCUUCCCAUCGUGGGUAAAACAUUUGGUUCCUGACACAGUCGAAGGUGUGAAAAAAAUUGUAGACGUUUCCACCUACAAAUCUCUGUGGAUGCCUCACUUUUUAUACAAAGAUGUUUUCGAGACCGCAUAUAAUAUCAACAGGAAGGAAAGAGUAGAGCUUCUGGACGCCCUCAUCGUAAAGGACGAGGACUUCAGCCUCACUUCUUACCCUCAGAAUACGGCGAAGAGGAUACAUCUCUUAUGGGGAGAGGAAGACAUAAUUUUCAACAUGGAAGUCGCUCGCAAUUUGCAAGAGAAAUUACUAGCUGGGAAAGCACCAUUGCAUUACAUAGAGAAGGCAGGCCAUGCGGUUCCAUUGGAACGCCCAUUUGCCUACAACAGGCAACUCAAGAAAAUUCUUGUCUCUUUGCAUGGAGAAUAAAAACAAAAAACAGUGCGACGGCCUUAUACCCGUCUCGCAAUUAUUGUCUGUCUUGUUUAUUUUCGAGUUGGGUAUGGAGAUUUGAUUGCCAUAAAUUAUGUAAGUCAUUACAUGACGAGUUUUAAGUGAAGGUUGAAAGUUUGAACAA